Mercenaria mercenaria is the source of this 2763-nucleotide messenger RNA. RefSeq names its product acetylcholine receptor subunit beta-like. Gene Ontology annotation, biological process: monoatomic ion transmembrane transport; regulation of membrane potential; nervous system process. Gene Ontology annotation, molecular function: extracellular ligand-gated monoatomic ion channel activity; neurotransmitter receptor activity; transmembrane signaling receptor activity. The record is from RefSeq and is a predicted model, not a curated record. The coding region runs from base 317 to 1585 and encodes 422 amino acids. The transcript is spliced from 2 exons. NCBI's taxonomy places the organism in Eukaryota, Metazoa, Mollusca, Bivalvia, Venerida, Veneridae. Gene Ontology annotation, cellular component: synapse; membrane; neuron projection.
CUAUCACAAGGAUUUUACGGAGAACAAAGUCUGCUUACAGUGUCACAAACGCUUAUGGAAACUUGAAAGUGAAUUUACAUUUUUUUAAAAAACGUAUUUAUUGUACAUAAUCGUUUCUUGAAACUAACCGUUUCUUUUCGUGUUCAUUAUUGUAUGAAAAUUCUAACAUUAAACCAUUUACCUGCACGCUGUGAUAUUUGUUUAUGUACAACGUAAAAUAGAAACUGAAGGGUAAUAGAUAAAUUUCUCGGCUGUUACUGCUAAAGCAAAUUGUUUUUUUUUUUUUUCCAAAUUUGACACAGAAGGUUUUCAAUCGAUGGAUAUAUCAAAAAUUACUUUAAGUUGCAUUUUUGCUGUUCUUUAUUUUAUUUUUUCUGCUGCUCAUGGUACCUCUGUAGACAGGGGAGAUGACGUUGUACAGGUAUAUCGGAAUCUUCUCGAAAAUUAUAUUCCAAAUAUUAGACCAUGUCAUAAUUGCUCCGAAACAGUAAAUGUUGAUAUAAAAUGUCAUAUUUUAGCAUUGAACAAAGUGGAUGAAAUUCUUGGCGAGUUCGUUCUAGUGGCUGCAUUAACUUUAGAAUGGUCUGACAAACGCGUCGUGUGGGAUCCGAAGUUAACAGGGACUAACAGUUUGAUGUUUUCUUCAAAAGAAGUUUGGGUACCUCCGCUGCUUCUGAGCAACCCAUUCAAAGAGUUCAGUUCUGUGAACAAGGAGGAAAUGCCAAUAAGAGCCUUUUACAAUGGAACAUUAAUAUGGCAGCCAUUCGGUGUAUUCAACACAAAGUGUAAAUACAAUAUUUACAAUUAUCCUCUAGACGUCCAAACUUGUUACGUCAUGUUCCACCCAUCCGCGUACCUAGCAAAGGAAGUUAAUAUGACCGCUGUAGAUAGACACGCCAAGCUUGUUCCUGAAUUUGAGGAAAAUGGAGAAUGGAAAUUACUCGACGCAUUUAUUUCUACGGAUAAUCUCCUAAAUUUAUCUGUUACGACAAUCACCAUAAAUAUUGAAAGACGUCCGACAUUUUUUAUUGUGAACAUUAUUUGUCCAUUGAUUUUGAUAAGCAUUUUAAAUUGCUUUGGAUUCGUAAUACCCGCCGCUAAUGGAGAAAGGAUAUCAUAUUCAGUAUCCAUUUUGAUGUCACUUACAGUUUUUAUGUCAGUGGUAAACAUCAGCAUACCGCAAACAUCCGCUCCAAUGCCAAUUAUAUGUUAUUAUCUGAUUUGUGUAUUCGUAGGCAGCUUUCUUGUUACGCUGUCAGUGCUUUUCAACACUCGUUUAUAUUAUACUGACUCCUCGAAUCGAGUUCCUCCUGCUUUAAAGUAUAUAUUUAGACUCAUUCGAUGUGGAAAGGUCAAUAUAUGUACGGAAAGCAGUGAACAAAGUUGUGAUAUCCCACGAGUAUCACAAACAGACUCAAAUAAUGCCAGUGAGUCCGUUGGGAAUGGCAUAGAGCCUCAUGCAGAUGCAUUUAAAUCUCAUGCUGACAUUGAUUGGCGUGAUGUUGCUUUGCUUCUUGAUAAUACAGGCCUAAUAAUUUCGUGUGUAUAUUUCCUGGUUAUAAAUAUUGUAUUUGUGUUUGUUUGACCCUUUCAACCUGUAGAACGACACGUAUAUUUUUAUUUUCUUGUGCCUGCAAACCAAGAUGCUAAGAAACCGCCAAAUAUUAAAUUCUGCGAUAUAAUUAAAGGCACUGACUUCCAGAUUUGGCUAAAAAAUAACCUUUCUUUCAAACUGAAGUUUGGUCAUACUAUGAACAUUAGAAUAUGAAUUUUUGUUUCUAAAAUAUUUUAAAAAUUCCAAAUCAAGAAAAAAUAGAUGACCGCGUAUGGAAUCGAACCCCGGACCGCCGCGGCAAUAAAGACAUUUUUCCGUUGUCGUAACCAAUAGCGGUAUAGCUGAAGUAGUGCAUAAUGACUUCAAAAUAUAAAUAUUUAUAAUCGAGACAGUUUACCUGGAGUAAAAGCGUGAGAAACACUUUUCGAUUUUCAUCGUAAAAAGUAGUAAAAACAGCAAAUUCUCAUGUGUUUCCGUAACAUAAAGUUUGUCAGUAAUUAAGUUUUAAAGCCUUCUUAAGAAAUAUAGCAUUUAUUUCAAGAUAUCUAAACAAAACAAAAAAUUGUUGUCGAACGAUCUGGAGGCAUGCCGCUUUAAGGAUGAAUAUUUUGAGGAAAAUAAAGUAACAUCAGUUAAAUGUUCUGCAAAUGAAGACAAUGAUAGAGAUGUACACAAAUGAAAAUGGCAACUAUUGAGUUUUAAAAUAGGUUGCUGAGGUAAGAAAGUAUAAUUAGGUUAUUUAACAUUGUUCUGUACAAUACGGAGAUAUAUUUGGACGAGUACCCAGCUGAUAGCGGCUCGUCCAAUAUGGUUUUCCCAGCUGGGUACGAGUUCAAAUAUAUCUCUAAAGCUAGUUCACUUGUUCAUAAAUUUUAAUUAAUACCUUUAUUUUUCAAUGAAGUCAUAAGCUGACCAUGCCUAAUGAAAAUAAGUAACCGUUCGACAGACUGUAGGUCCUAUAUUUAUUACUGCUUAUUUAUUUUUAACGAGUUUCCACAUUUUGUUGACCUCUAAUAGUUCGAUUAUUGUAAGAAAAUUCAAUUAUUUAUUUUAAAGGAAUGCCGACUAGUAAAACGGGCAAUUCUUGUUAGUUUUCUCACUAACCUUCUUUGUUUGACAAAAUCAAACGAAACGAGAUUGGCCUGUUGUUGUUUUUUUUUGUUUUUUUUACAAAAUUUAAUAUGGCUCGUACUCGUUCUUGUAGUUAU